Dracunculus medinensis (Guinea worm) is the source of this 1392-nucleotide messenger RNA. Lineage: Eukaryota; Metazoa; Nematoda; Chromadorea; Rhabditida; Dracunculidae. The record is from the annotation of a GenBank genome assembly.
UUGGGUUCAGUUUUUCUGAGACUUUUUAUUUAUUUUUAUUGUAUUUUAUUUUUUUGCAUUAAUCUUGUGUUUUGCAGAUUUUUUUCUAAAAUGGAUUUAAAACCAAAUCAUACAAUUUAUAUAAAUAAUCUCAAUGAAAAAACAAAAAAAGAGGAACUAAAAAAAGCAUUAUAUGCAAUUUUCUCACAGUUUGGGCAAAUAAUCGAUAUUUUGGCAUUUAAAACUUUAAAAAUGCGUGGUCAGGCGCAUGUUAUAUUCAAGGAGAUCAGUUCAGCAACAAAUGCUCUUCGUGCUAUGCAAGGAUUUCCUUUUUAUGAUAAACCAAUGAGAAUCCAGUUCGCUAGAGAAGAUUCUGAUGUAAUAGCAAAGGCUAAAGGAACAUUCGUUGAAAGGCCCAAAAAACAUUCAGGAAGUCGGGUCGGUGAAAAAAAGAAAAAAGUUGGUCAAACAAGAGAUACUAAAAAAGCCCGUGCGGACAAAAAUGGAAAUACAGGUAAUGGUAUUGCGGAGAAAGCAAAUCCUCCGAACAAAAUUCUUUUUUGUACAAAUUUGCCUGAGGAAACUACGGAUCAAAUGUUAUCACUUCUUUUUAAUCCAUUCCCCGGCUUAAAGGAUAUCCGACGUAUUCCGAAUCGACCCGAUAUUGCUUUUGUUGAAUUUGAUACUGAAGGACAUGCAACAGCAGCACGUGAUGCUUUAAAUAAUUUCAAAAUUACGCCAACUCACAAAAUUAUACCAGAUUGUAGAGAAGCAACAGAUUGUUGGAAAUGCAAAAAGAUUGUGAGCUGUUUAAAGGAAAACUUUUUUUGUCCAAUGUGUUCAACUAUCCAACCAAUUGAAGGUGAUAAUUAUUUUAAACAACUUGGUAUUCAACCAUCGUUCAAUAUUGAUAUUAAUAUUCUUAAGCGUAAUUUUUUGAAAUUACAAGCAAAAGUUCAUCCAGACAAAUUUGUUCAGUGUUCGCCGGAAGAAAAAGAUAUAUCUGAGAUUUGUUCUCGAUAUCUUAAUGAUGCUUAUCAAACACUUACCCAACCCAUUCGAAGGGCUAAAUAUUUGUUGCAAUUAAAGGGACAAACAACUUCAGGUUUUUUUUGGACAUUACGAUUUUGCAUUUCUACAUGUUAUCUUUUAUUCAUUAUAGAACAAACAACAAAAGAUGGGUCGUUUUUGGUUGAAAUGAUGGAACAAAACGAAUUGGCUGAUGGACUUCAAAGUGAAAAUGAUAUAUUAAAAAUGUUAUCGGAUGUUAAUGAAAAAAUUGAUGUUUUAUCCUCGCUGUUUCAACAAUAUUUUGAAUCAGAAGAUUAUAUUCGUGCAAAAAAUAUCCUUUUAAAAAUGACGUUUUAUUACCGGUUAAAGACUAAUUUAAGUCAAAAAUUAACUCUUGUCUAA